This is a messenger RNA of Condylostylus longicornis, 2425 nucleotides long. RefSeq names its product major royal jelly protein 1-like. The transcript has 8 exons. The record is from RefSeq and is a predicted model, not a curated record. NCBI's taxonomy places the organism in Eukaryota, Metazoa, Arthropoda, Insecta, Diptera, Dolichopodidae. Gene Ontology annotation, cellular component: extracellular region. Bases 538 to 2382 code for a protein of 614 amino acids.
UAUAUUAGAGUGGGAAAAUACUAAGGAUUAAUGAAAAAUAAAUAAAUUAAAAAUAUUUAAGGGUUAAUGUUUUAUAUUAAGUUUGAAAUCGAUCGCUGAUAUACGUAAAUAAUAUUAUUAAAGAUUGUUUAAUUGGGUCGAAAAUCAGACUAUAUACAUUUAAUAUAUUAAUAUACUGUAAAUUUGUAAAUUUUAUAUUGUUACAUUUCAGAAGUGCAAUUGUAUGUGCGUUUAAAGAAAUAAUAAUAAUGUAAAGAAAAAAAACAAAUCCAAAGAAUCUGACCUGAAAAGAAAAAAAAAAUUUCAAAUAUUUUAACAAGUGUCAAACGAUAAUUGUUUUUAAUUUCUUAUUGUUAUUUAAAAGAACCAUUAAAAGUGAACCAAAAAAUAAUUAAAUAAGAAUUAAAAAAAACUAAGAAUUUAAAUUGAAAAGAACCAGAAAACAGUUGGCAAUCCAAAAAAUAAAUAACAAAAACUUGUUCCAACUACGUGUCUUCUUUUUUUUUGUUUUCUUCGUCUAAUUUAUUUUGAAUAAAGAUGGCGAUUGAGUUUUACAGAAAUUUUAUACAUUUUUGUUUAAUCUGCUCUUAUUAUGGUGUUACAUCAUUAUUACAAGAACCUACAAAUGCAAAUAAUAUGAUUACAAAACAAUGGAAACUAUUAGAAUAUGAUUUUGAAAAUAAUAAUAAGUUACCAAUAAAUGAUAAAAGUUUUUAUAAUCCACAAAAUAUUGUUGCAACAGGUUUAGCUGUGUCAUAUGAUAAAAUAUUUAUUGCAACACCAAGAUUAUUUUCUGGUGUAGCGGCCACUGUUAGUACAGUAUCAAAAUAUCAUUAUGAUAAAUCACCAAAAUUACAGGCUUUUCCAGAUUGGUCAUUUCAUACAGUAAGUCUUAAAGAAUAUAAUUGCAGUGAUUUGGGAUUGGUAUCUGUUUAUCGUCUUCGUAUUGAUUCAUGUAAUCGGUUAUGGGCAUUAGAUGCUGGUGUUUCUAGAUCAUUAGAAGAUUAUGAAAUAACAUGUCCACCAAAAAUUUUAAUAUUUGAUUUGAAUACAAAUCAAGUUAUUAGAAGAAUCGAUUUUCCAAAAGAAGUGAUAAGAGGCGAAUCUUUAUUCACGAAUUUGAUUAUUGAUGAAACAACAUCAAAACCUGGUGGUAAUUGUGAUGAUGUUUUUGUUUAUAUAAGCGAUACUGUAGAACCGGCAAUUGUGGUGUAUGAUAGUGGUAAUGAUCUCACAUGGAGAGUAUCACAUCCAUCAAUGUAUCCAGAUCCUGAUUUUGCACAAUCCGAAAUUGAUGGACAAAAAUUUGUUUUAAUGGAUGGUAUUGUUGGAUUAACAUUUGAUGAAAGAACUGGUAUCAUUUAUUUUCAACCAUUAGCAACUGAAAGGUUAUUUUCUGUUACAAAAGAUGUAUUAAGAGCUGGACCAUUAUCAAAUAAUGAAGUUCUACCAGUUAAAUUAGUUGGAAAAAAAUCAUCUCAAGGUAUCGGUCUAACAGUAUCACCAUUUGAUAGUAGUAUUAUAUUUAGUCCUUUAACUGAAACAGCAGUUGCAUCAUGGAAUCCAAAUACAAAUAAGCAAACAAUAAUAGCAUAUGAUCCAAUUGCAUUACAAUUUGUUGCCGAUAUGUCAUUAUCAACAAGUGAACCAAAUUUAUUUUAUUCUUUAUCAUCAAAAUUUCAUCGAUAUUUUUUAAAAAAUUUAAAUAAAAAUGAAUAUAAUAUAAGAAUAACAAAAAUGAAUUUACCAAUAAAUCUUGUUAAUGAUAUACACUCAAGAACGACAAUAUAUAAUCAAAAUCCAACAAUAUUACAAUCUAAAACAUUAUCAUCAUCAUCAUUGCCAGCUUCUAGUAUUGUUCCAACAUCAACAAAAUAUUCUACAAGCAAUAAUAACAACAAUAACUUUGGUCAAUUACAUUCAAAUUCAUUAUUAGAUCGUAAACAACCAUUUCCAUCACAAUCAAAUCAAUAUUUUCUUGGUAUUGAACAACCAUAUCAAUAUGAAUCAGUUGGUUUAAUAAAUCGAGGUCUAACUAAUCCAUUCACGGCCUUAAAUCAAGGUGAAGAAUUUCCAUCGAAAAAAAUUACUUCAGUAUUACCAGUGCCAUCAAUAUCAUCAUCUUCAUCAUCAUCAUCUGAAUUAGAAAUUGGAAAAGGAAUAAAUCAUAAUAGUUAUCAUCAUCAAUAUCAUAAUCAACAUCAUCAUCAUCAACCACAUCAUCAAUUGCAUCAUUUUCCAACAGUAAUAACAUCACCACCAUCAUCAACACAAUUUCAUCAUGAAAACUAUUUGAGAAGUAUUCAAGGAACAGCAUUCUUUAAUUUUAAUAACAAUAAAUUAAGAAUUCCGAAAAAUGUUAAUGAAACUCAAAUUUUUUAAAAAAAAAAUGUUAUAAGGAGAAAUAAAAAUUUUUUUUACACUU